This is a messenger RNA of Pristis pectinata (smalltooth sawfish), 2209 nucleotides long. RefSeq lists its product as uncharacterized. NCBI's taxonomy places the organism in Eukaryota, Metazoa, Chordata, Chondrichthyes, Rhinopristiformes, Pristidae. The transcript is spliced from 15 exons. The record is from RefSeq and is a predicted model, not a curated record. Gene Ontology annotation, biological process: nucleus-vacuole junction assembly. Gene Ontology annotation, molecular function: protein binding; protein-membrane adaptor activity. Bases 160 to 1902 code for a protein of 580 amino acids.
GUUGGCUUUUGUUAUAUUUGCAGUACAGAUGUACUCUCUAUUAUGGAAACAUGGUGAGUGUGUGGCAGUGAAACAAAAGAAGCAAAUGAAAUUCAAACCACUAGAAGCUGUAUUUUGCCAGCAGGUUACAGCCGUGUGGAACGAAGACAAAGUUGAGCCAUGGCAACAAUCUGUGACUCAUGUAGGCAGCACCUGAAGGAUUUUAUGGAAAUGAUAGCGAGGGCUGCAGAAGACCUCCUGGACAAAAUAAAGGAGUUCUUCAAGAAAAUACAGUGCUGUUCCUGCCUGAAGCGGAAAAGAACUGAGUCAGACCAUCUUUAUAAGCCGGUUCUACGACAACAUGAAAAAGAGGCUGCUCAGGAGUUUCUACAGCACAUUGAGGAAGCUUCGGAAAAUAAAGUGAUCGACAUGGAAAGCUUGAAGGCCUUGCAGACACUAGCUGCUUCUGAAAAUCCAAGUCUACAGCAAUCAGCUGCUCUCUACUAUUUACAUAUCAGCGAACAGUUGAAGAGUGAGUUGCCUGAAGAAUACUUGGAACCAUAUCAUAACUUGUUACAAUCCAAUGAUUUGGACGUGCAAAGGAAGGCAUCUCUAUCACUGGUCAAUCUCUUAGUAGAGGGUAAUGUGAACAAAGAGAAAGUAGUACAGAUUGGGCUGCUGGAACCUAUACUGGAACUGCUCGGCUCUGGAGAUGCCACUGUGCAGUGCAAUUCGUGUGCAGGCAUAGCAACUUUAGCCACCUCAGCAUUAAACAGGGAAGCUAUUGCCUCUGAAGGAGGAAUUAAUCCUCUGCUGGUUCUUUCAAAGUCAUAUGACCCUAGAGUUCAACAGAAUGCAGUGGGUGCCAUCCUCAACCUUUCAAGAUCAGAAAAGAUUCAACUUUUCCUAUGCAAAGAGGGAGCACUGCCUGUCCUGAUCCUUCACUUACAAUCUCCUGACUCAGAGGUUCAGUACUACAGUUGUGCUGCAUUGAGCAACAUAGCAUCCGACCCACGUCACCAUCAGUCCAUGCUUCAAAUAGGUGAUGGCAUUCUUCUCAAGAUGCUACUGUCUCUUAUGUCUUCCUCUGUGGAAAAGGUUUGCUGUCAAGCAUGCUACUGUCUUAGGAACUUGUCUCUAAAUGAAGACAUUCAAGCAGACAUUGUGACUAUGAACUGUUUGGCUCAACUGCAUGAAUUGCUGAAAUUCUCCAGUGAAAAUGUAAAUGAAGCAGCACUGACCUUACUCGGCACUCUGUCAGAGAAUCAUUCCAACAUGGAUGCCAUUGUGUCAGAAAAUAUCUUGAACACCUUAGGAAAGUUACUGUUUGUUCACAAAACAAACCCUGGAAUCAGUUUUCUUGCUUCAACCAUUAUCCACAAAUUAGCUACAAGUGAGACUCAACAGGCCAUCACUGACAGUCGAUGUGCUGUAGCUCUGCUUCAGGCCCUCGGUUGCUUCACAGUUGAGUCUGGGUCCUCGCUACAUGUGACAGCUUGCAUGGCUGAGCUCACAAAGUAUGAGACAAUAAGAACACAAAUAAUACAAGAAUUGGAUGUGAACAAAAUAGCCCAUCUACUAAUGCUCACAAACCAGUAUGAAAAUAAUGAUCUCUCCUUCCAAGCUGCUUGUAUAAUCUACCGCCUUGGAGUAGAUGAAAGGUUUACCUUGUUGUUGAGACCACAUACGAAGGAGGUUGUUGAUUACAUCUUACAUUUCCUCAAACAUCAGGAAAUUAGAUUUCAGCAUCUGGGCCUUUUAACCUUACGGAAUCUAAGUAAAGAUUCCUAUUUUAUAGCAGUGUUUGAUGAAACUGAACUGACGGUGCAACUCAGAAGGGUCUGUCAGCAAACGGCUGAAACACAGGAACUGCUCCAAGCUGUUUUAUCCCACAGCAAGGAGCACCAAAAACACAAACGAUAACACUUAAGAGUUUAUCAAUCUUAAGGUCAGCUAGAACCUGAAGAGCUCAGGAAAAAGCAAAGGAACAUUUUAUAACACAAGUUUUAUCGAGGUCCAAUAUGUAUUGACAAGUUUGCAUGCUUUAAACAUAAUUAUUGGUAAAUUUUAAAAGUUGGUCCCAUUAAUUAAGCAAUUUUUAAAUAAAAUGUAUGGGCUGACAAACAGUUGUUUUUUUCCCUCUCAGACUUUAAUAUUUAAUAGUAAGUUGCAAGAGAUAAUUUAUUUACUUGCAAAUAGUACAAAUGGAAUAAAUUAAAACAAGCACUUG